Cutaneotrichosporon cavernicola is the source of this 3792-nucleotide messenger RNA. RefSeq lists its product as uncharacterized. Gene Ontology annotation, molecular function: protein tyrosine kinase activity; ATP binding; protein serine/threonine kinase activity. Bases 1 to 3792 code for a protein of 1263 amino acids. Gene Ontology annotation, biological process: peptidyl-serine phosphorylation; peptidyl-threonine phosphorylation. NCBI's taxonomy places the organism in Eukaryota, Fungi, Basidiomycota, Tremellomycetes, Trichosporonales, Trichosporonaceae. The record is from RefSeq and is a predicted model, not a curated record. Gene Ontology annotation, cellular component: nucleus; cytoplasm. The transcript has 7 exons.
AUGUCGCGGCCAUCGUCGUAUCACUCAGCGCCAACUCAAGCUGCCAACGACGACUUUGCCCUCCCUCUCUACCAGCAGCCAACCCAGUCGACGCUCGCCUACCAGUCCCCCCAGUACCAGGGGCCGCCUCUCAACCCCAACGUUCCUCCUCCGCGUUCUCCGCGGACCACGGCGCUGCCUCCUCCACCACUGUCAUCGGGACACUCCUUGCAGGCCAACACCCCGCAGCGUCACUCGGUUCACACCACCCACCUCACGCCUUCGCGCCCGUCAGGCUCGCCAUACUCGGCCGCUCAGCCGUACACUCCCACACCCGCAACCACAAACGGUUCCGCCACGAGCUCUCAGCGCCAGUCCAUGCACUUCCCAGCGUACGGGACUUCGUACGGGGCCAGCGACCACCCCCCUACUGCUGGUGGAGCUGGCGGAGCAGGUAGCGGGGGCACGCUAGGAUCGCUUGCGCGGAGCGCCUCGCUCUCCACUGCACGCCGAAAGGAUCCCUUCUCAUACCCUUCCGACGACGUCGAGAGCGGAAUGGCGGGCGGAGAUAUCGGGUCCGGGCCCGCCUAUGUUGCUUCUGCGGGCGCGGCACAGAUCCGCCCCGGUGGUGCGCCAGCUGGCGCGGCCAACCAGAUGCCAAUGCCGUACAUCAACACAAACCUGCGCAAUGACACUGACGUCGUCAUGUCUCCUCCCGGCAGCUCGGGAGGGAAUGCAGUGCGAUACGGUUCGAUGCCCCCACCUCCCGUACGCCUGCAGUCGGGCAGCGCCUCUUCGUCAUCCACCCAGCCUCCUUCAAACCCAUACGUGCCGCGCGAGGGACCGCCCUCCGACACUUGGCUCCACUACCGCCGCAGCAGUGCUCGGCAAUCGAGCUCGCCUCAAUCAGGUUCGGUUAGCCCUGCACUUGUGGCCAGCCCGCACUCGCCGUCCAUGCAGUCCCUGUCAUUGUCAAUGCAGGACACGGCGUCGUCCCCGCACCUCCUCACACCGCAGGGUACAAUGUCCAGUCCCCCCUCAUCCGGCACCCGUGACGGGGGCUUCUACCACCCUCCUAACCAACGCUCGCACUCGCAGAGCUUCAUCAUGCCCACAGGCCCACAGUACGAGGCGCCGCGAAGUUCGUCGCGCGAGGCGCCGAGUAGACAGGGCCUCCGCCCAGUCCGUGGCUGGGAUGACCUCAAGCCCCGCGUUAACGCGCACCCGCAGGGCCGCCGCGCCGACCCCGACGUGCCGGGCGGGUACCUCUCCCCCCUCAAGUGUCUCACCGCUGCAUUACCGCAAACGUACUCGCUCUGCAACCCAGCGUUCAAGUAUGAGAGCUCGGACAACCCGCGCCGCGUUCUCACGAAGCCGAGCAAGCCCGUAUACAACGACGGCGCCGACAAUGAAGACUGGGACUAUAUCUUAUUCGUCAACGACCUGCUGGGCGGGGAGCACGGGGGCGAUCGCUACCUCAUCCUCGAUCUUCUGGGCCAGGGAACCUUCGGCCAGGUCGUCAAGUGCCAGAAUAUGAGAACACACGCCAUCUGCGCCGUCAAGGUGGUCAAGAACAAGCCGGCCUACUUGAACCAGAGCAAGAUGGAGGUCGCGAUUUUAAACUUGCUCAAUCGCGAGCAUGACCCACAUGAUGAGCACCACAUCUUGCGGCUACUCGACUCGUUCACGCACAAGAGCCACUUGUGUUUGGUGUUUGAGUGCCUGUCGUCCAACCUCUACGAGCUCAUCAAGCAGAACCAGUUCAAGGGGUUGAGCUUGCAGCUCGUGCGCGUCUUUACUCAGCAGCUCCUCGACUGUCUCGCGGUGCUCAAGGACGCGCGGCUCAUCCACUGUGAUCUAAAGCCGGAAAACAUCCUGCUCAAAACACUGCAAUCGCCCCAGAUCAAAGUCAUCGACUUUGGCUCGGCGUGUCAUGAGUUACAGACGGUGUACACGUACAUCCAGUCGCGCUUCUAUCGCUCGCCCGAGGUCCUGCUUGGCCUUCCUUACUCGACGUCGAUUGACAUGUGGUCGCUCGGCUGCAUCGUUGUCGAGCUCUUCCUCGGUUUGCCCAUCUUCCCCGGCACAAGCGAGUACAACCAGGUCUCGCGCAUCGUCGACAUGCUCGGCAUUCCGCCGCAGCAUCAGCUCGAGAUGGGCAAGCAGACAAACGACUUCUUCAACUGCGUUGGCGUUGACGCGCAUGGCCGGAAGCAGUACAAGCUCAAGCCGAUGGAUCAGUACGCCAGCGAGCACCGCACCAAGGAGCAGGCGAGCAAGCAGUACUUCAAGCACACGCAGCUGCGCGACAUCAUCAUGGAGUAUCCCCUAACGAAGAAGAACGCGAAGCAGUUGGACAUUGACAGGGAAAUGGCACAGCGUCGUGCAUUCAUGAACUUCGUCGAGGGACUACUCAACCUCGACCCCAUAAAAAGGUGGUCGCCGCAGCAGGCGUCCAAACAUCCGUUCAUCACUGGCGAGAAAUACACGGGGCCCUUUGAGCCGCCCACUGCACCGGCCAAGCGUUCGACCGGGAGCAGCACGGCGCCAGCCACCGCCACCACCGAGGCUUCUGCGGUCCCAGCCACGCCGAGCUCGACGAGCUCGAAGAAGUAUGGCGGGUUAGUCCAGAGCCCUGCUUCUGGUCGCGGCCAGCGCGUGUACUCGGAUGCCGCAGCGUACAAUCACCGGCUCACGCAACAUCAGUACCAGACUGCGCAAGCUCAGGUGCAAGCACAGUCUGCUCAGAACGCGGCGCGCCAAGGGCCAUUCGCACCGGGCAACGCGUACGACACUGCACAACAACAACAGCAGCAGCAGUAUGCUGGCAAGACCCACGUGUCGAGCCAGCACAACCCGCCAACAACAUGGCAGCACCAGAGCCAGGUGCACCCUCCUACACAGCCCUACCACCCAAGGGUUCCCAGCGGGACGUCGGGCAACCAGGGAGCGCGGGCGAGCUUCCCCACUAUCACUGCUCCCACCAACCCGCCUCCCAACUCAUACUUCCCAGGGUCACGUAACCGCGCCAACACAAUAAACCAGAUGGACACGAUCCCGCCAGCGUUGGCGCGGCUGACCAACCUCGGCGCACCCGACCCGAGCAACCGCUCGUCGCUCACGCCUGUGCUGCAUCGCGAGGACAUGGCUGAGGCGUGGGAGCGGCGGCAACAGGGCGGGCACAAGCCGAGCAACCUGCAGCACCAGACGUACGCGCAACUCGAGUACUUGCAAGAGCAGGCUGAGCUGGUCAACAUGGCGCAGCAGGGUUACGUCAUGCCGGGGCAAUACCAAGGGCACCACGCACACCACGCUAGCACCUCGGGACCUCCGAGUGCUGGUGGACUCGCGUCGCUUGGCGGGCAUCACAGAGGCACGCAGUCGUUUUCUGGCACGCAGGCGUACCAGAUGCAGCCGCCCAUCGGCACGCACGAGUACCGCGGCCGCGUCCCGCCGCUUCAGCUGACGGCGACGAACGAGUACGACCCCACGCGUAGUGGGUCGUCUUCGGCAGCUGGAGGCGCACCAUACCUGCCGACCUAUCCACCGGCGGCUGCUACCAGCCAGCCCAACUCGGCGACAUUUGAUGCGUUCGACGCGCGCGACACAAUGAGUGGACUGAUGUACACGCCACUGCAGCCGACACAAGCACAGACGCAGGGCGCGUACGGCGCGUUCACGCCGGGCCACGCGGCACGCUCGUCCUUCUCGGGGCCGUACAACUCGUCUGCCAACUCGCAGCGCAACAACCCGUUUGCAGGGCAGCAGCCCGCUGCGUCGCCGAGACGAGGAGGGCAUGGGUACGGCGCGUAG